This is a messenger RNA of Ictalurus punctatus (channel catfish), 1526 nucleotides long. It is a transcript of the gene crb3b, whose product is annotated as crumbs homolog 3b. The record is from RefSeq and is a predicted model, not a curated record. NCBI's taxonomy places the organism in Eukaryota, Metazoa, Chordata, Actinopteri, Siluriformes, Ictaluridae. The coding region runs from base 137 to 454 and encodes 105 amino acids. The transcript is spliced from 2 exons.
ACCACGUGACUGCCAGCCAGGUGGAUGCUGCUCAUUACUCACACGAGGAACAGGUAAACGGGAAGUCCGCCUGCUUUCCUAUAAACAACAGAACAGUGACGCUUCCGGCUGAACGCGUCUCAGCAAACCGAGUCCGAUGUUUUAUUUUGUGAAAAACGGGGAUUUUUUCUGUCAGGAAAACAGGGACAGACUCUCAGGAGAGGAGACACAGCCUAUCGACCUGUCAGGUGAGGGGACCAUGGUGGUAGUGACGCUGACUGACGUGCAUGCAGCCCUGGCAUUUUUCACGCUCGCUGCUCUGGCCACGGUGCUGAUGGUAUGUGUGCUAUGCAGGAAACGCAAGACCGAGGGAACCUACCGGCCGAGUGCAGAGGAGCAGAAACAAGCUGAGGGCCAGGGACCCGAGAAACCAGGCCUCCCACUGCCUCUGCCCAAAGAGGAGCGACUGAUCUGAGACCCUUCUUUAACCACAUGGUGUGACUGAACUUGGAAAUGUCGUUCUAAAGCAAAGUUCUAUUUACAGAUGCAAUAAUGGCAACUAAGAGGGUUCUGUUCCAUUCUAGAGCCACACUUUAUGAUCUAGAACUCCAUGUAUUCUAUAGUACUUUAAAUUAAACCACUGAUGAUGCUCUCGCUCUCUCGCAUUUUGUUACUGAAAAUGAUGCUUUUUAAAAAUGCUCUCCAAGGUGGAAGAAAAACAAAAAAUGUCAUUUCAUGUGGACGAGAGAAACGGAAGGUUUUUUUUUAAAUUUUUUUUUAUUUUUUUUAUUAAUGAAGUGUUGCUAUUGUAUUAGGACAUGGUUUAUGAUGAUUGUUGACCAGGUGGUCACACUGUGUGUCUCUCUUUACAAUUGAAUUCAGCUUUGUAUAUUAUUCCACCGCACUCGUGUAGAUGUGGCAUUACGUGACCCAUGCUGCGCUGCUCCGGGUUCCACCGCUACGGUGCCACAAACCGAAUGGAGCUUUCGGGUGAGCACUCUAAAUUCGAGUGUAAUCUUAAGCAGUAGUUCCGCCCAUUCGAAUCCUCGUGUUCGUCCUUAUUCUUGGUUGUGUCGGUGUUUGUGCACGUUUGUCCUUCUCUAUCGCUCAAUGUACAGCUCUUAACAUUACUCUUAAAGCAUUUUACAUUCGAGAGCUUGAUGUACUGUUGCACCUAACGGGCCGGUGUGGUCAUGUGACUGCUUUCACGUCAAUUUUUGUGUUUUCACAUGAAGGGAGAACUUUGCGAAAGAGUGUGUGUGUGUGUGUGUGUGUGUGUGUGUGUGUGUGUGGAUGGCUGGUGAAUGUCUGUUGGAUCUGCGCUCUUGCACAGACGCCCUGUGCUGUAUAUUUGACCUCAAUACCAGGACUUUACAGGAAAGCUUGCACAGCUUGUCUGCUAAUGCUGUUUACUUUUUAAACAUGGGAAUAAUGAGUGUGUUAUGAACUUAAUGUAUUCUCUAAAAAAAAAAAAAAUCUAAUCAAAUGUAAGUCAUAAGCAAUUUCUUACACUGAAUAAUAGAAAUAAAAUUAGCAUUUAUCAUUUC